AUGAACGGCCCAGGCGACCUCGUCCCCCUGCCCAACGCGGCGCGGCUGAGCCCGCACGUCACCCGCAUCCUGGGGCAGAACCCGUCCCUCAUGACGCUGCAGGGGACCAACAGCUACCUCCUCCAGCCGCCCAGCAGCCCCACGGCGCCGGCAAUCCUGGUCGACACGACGAGCGAGGAGACGUCGGCCGCGUGGCUCGACCUGCUCGUCGAGCGGCUCACGACCGACACGGGCGGGCUCGCGCCGCUCGCGCACGUAGUGCUCACCCACCGCCACCCGGACCACGUUGGCGGGCUGCCCAUCCUCCUCCGUAAGCUCAAGGAGCUCGGCGCGCCGCCCCCGCAGGUAUGGAAGCUGCCCUCGCCCGACGAGGCCGAGCUGCAGGCCGGGCGGGAGAAGGCGUGGUCCGACCAGGCGAUCGGCGACACGCUCCGCGCGCUAGAGGGCACGUUUGUGCCGUUCUCGCCGUCCGAGCCGCUGUGGCCCCUCAAGGCGGACGGCGUCGUCGUGGCCGUCGACCCGAGCUCGGGCGAGUCGGGCGCCGCAGAGGCCCGCGCGCUGGCCGACGGCGGGAGCCUGCCGGACGUGCCGGAGGCGUCCCGCGUCUCCGUCCGCGUCGUCCACACCCCCGGACACACGGCCGACUCGGUGUCCCUCGUGCUCGGCGAGGGCGAGAGGGGCGUGUUUACCGGCGACACGGUGCUCGGGCAGGGCACGACCAUCUUCGCGGAUUUCGGCGCGUACAUGGCAUCGCUCAAGACCCUCCUCGCGCUCAACGCGCCCGUUCUGUACCCCGCCCACGGGCCCGCCAUCGAGGGCAAAGAGGCCGCGCACGCCCACAUCGCAGAGUACAUCAAGCACCGGCAGGACCGCGAGGACAUAAUCGUCGGCGUCAUCAAGGGGAUCGCCGACGAGCCGGGCAGCCUGGGCACCAAGCUCGAGGCGCUGCGGCAGGCCAAGGCGGCCACCGUGUCGGCAGCGGGCCUCCCACCGCCGGUCGUCGCGGACGCUACCGCUGCUGCUGCCGCGGCCGACCUCACGCCGGCGUUUCCCGCCGCUGGAGCCCCGGGGGACAAGGCCGCGUCCGUGUCCCAUCUCUGCCACCUCGUCUACCAGUCUGGCCACCCGGGCCUCCUCAUGGCCGCGUCCCGCACCAUGGGCUCGCAUCUCGCCAAGCUCGAGAGCGAGGGCAAGGUCCGAAAGGUGACGGCGCCGCUACCGGUCAUCAGCGGCUGGACUGCCGAGCCCGCAAAGGACGGCGAGGCGUGGGAGUGGAUCGGGGGUUCGUCGAGGUUGUAGAGAGCUGUAUUAGGAAGUGUACUUGACCGAUGCAAGCGUAGAGACU
Messenger RNA from Vanrija pseudolonga, 1345 nucleotides. It is a transcript of the gene LACTB2, whose product is annotated as Endoribonuclease LACTB2. Gene Ontology annotation, biological process: secondary metabolite biosynthetic process. The record is from RefSeq and is a predicted model, not a curated record. The coding region runs from base 1 to 1299 and encodes 432 amino acids. The transcript has 2 exons. Lineage: Eukaryota; Fungi; Basidiomycota; Tremellomycetes; Trichosporonales; Trichosporonaceae.